Molecule: messenger RNA, 802 nt
Organism: Caretta caretta (loggerhead turtle)
Lineage: Eukaryota; Metazoa; Chordata; Testudines; Cheloniidae
Source: RefSeq, a predicted model, not a curated record
CCUCACCUUGAAGGCACUUCAGGAGUUUGGGGCUGCAAUGAGCCAGGUUAAGAUUUCUGGGUUCGUCAGCCGCCUGAAGGAUUACCACCAUGGGACAAGAGGCAAGACUCGCCGCACCCUGAUGCUGACAUACAGCAACGUGGCUGUCCAUGCUCCAAAAGAGCAGCUUCUCUCCCGAGUAGAGGCAGACAUCACAAGGAACAUCAUUCACCAUUACAGAACCAGUUGUCAGGUGCUGGGCAUCGCUCUUACAAACAAGGACAUGCACCUAAAAUUAACCCUCAUCCAGAAUGUCACGGAGAUUAGCUGUGCCAUUUUGGAGACCAGAGACUCCCAGGAGUACGAAUUCUCUUACAAACUGGAGCUCCUUGGCUACAUGCUGGACUUCAUUAAAAAGGAACCACUGGAUUCCCUGGCAUCUCCAGUUCGCUACAAGGCAAUUCUUGCCAUUAGACAUCUGAGCAAACUCAAACCAUCUUUGACCUUGAAGGAAAACCGUGAGCUCCUUCAUCAGUGUUUCAAAAGUUUGUUUCCCCUCCCUCCCCUGGAGAAGAUGAUGAAAGAGGAAGGUGAGACAGCAAAGGAUGCUCUGCCUAUACAGUCACUGUACAUAGAGUCCUUGGAAGCCCUUGGCAAGCUAAUGAAGACUUUGCUGGAGGAAGAACCAACCGCACACUGGUUCCAGGAAAUGUUUCAACUACUAGAGACAUGGCUCCAUUCAGAGAAGGAGUGGGAGAGAGAAAGGGCCUUGCAGGCCACCAUCCAGCUGCUGACUGCCUAUCAAGAGACAGUUCAUAGCACA